Messenger RNA from Symbiodinium sp. CCMP2592, 1167 nucleotides. Lineage: Eukaryota; Dinophyceae; Suessiales; Symbiodiniaceae. The record is from the annotation of a GenBank genome assembly.
AUGUUGGAGGUGGCGAAGCAGGCGAUGGAGCAAGCGAAACGCCGGAAGGACCUUGUUAAGGCAAUGUCCGCCUGCAAUGCAGGGCCGAAGACGAUUGAGGAAGAUGACAGCAAGCGCAGUCGUGCUUCCCGGACGCCCUCAACCAUUGCGUCCACUCCAUCUACUAAGACCCCGGACCCAAAGGCCAUGAAAAAGGCCCGUGCGAUCCACAACCAGCUCUGCGACCAAACGCAGAUGGAGGUGGAUGACGACCUCAUGGAGCUUUCGACGCAGAUUACAAAGGAUCUAAGUGCUUUGAGCUUGCAAGUGGAGCAGGCAAUCCAAGCGAGUGUCCCACCGCCCAGCGAUCCGAGUGGCCCGGAAAAGAUCCAAGGGAGUGUCCUGCCGCCCGGUGCCGAUCCGAGUGGCCUGGAAAAGAUCCAAGCGAGUGUCCCGCCGCCCAGUGCCGAUGCGAGUGGCCCGGAAAAGAUCCAAGCGAGUGUCCCACCGCCCAGUGCCGAUGCGAGUGGCCCAGAAAAGAUCCAAGCGAGUGUCCCGCCGCCCAGUGCCGAUGCGAGUGGCCUAGAAAAGAUCCAAGCGAGUGUCCCGCCGCCCAGUGCCGAUGCCGAUGUGGAGAUGCGCAGUGUCGAUCUGGCUGACCCUAGCCCGAAGGUUCCUAGCUCAGUACAUCAAGCCCUUCUGAGACCUGGAACUGUGGACAUGGAGUUGCUAGCGGCAGCGAUUGAGAUUGCCAAGGGGGGGUCCGAAGUGCCAGAGCAGACAGGGGGUAUCUCUGCAAUCAAUGCUUUGGAGCAGGCCCUCAAAAACAAGAUGCCCAGAGCAAGCCCCCCUGAGAAGCUUGCCAUGCCCCAUCCUCAAGAGAAGCCUGAUCAAGAAAUGAUUGCAACCACCGCAGACCCGGUAGCAGCUACAACGACCGUUGCCCCGGUACCAGCUUCCGAUGCAAGCUCUGUCAGCGCCACCGACAAAGCAGGGUAUGAGGCCAGGCUGGAUGAGAUCGAGAAGCAGCUCAAGGCCAGGAAUCGUAUCAACGAGCUCUUCAAAGAGUUCAUUAUGUCUGGGGAAGAUUGGGGAUCCAGCCGGGUGAUCGCGAUCGAGAAGUUCACGAGCUCCAAUGAGGAGACUGGCCAAUGGGUUUGGGACACCCGCCAGGAGCCUUGCAUGUAA